CGAUCUGGAUCUACCUCCUCCUAAAAAUUCCGCCGUGGGUGUUUCUGUUAUUUUCUGUUGAUUUUGUUUAGAACUGUGUUUAAGUUUGUAUGUGUUUCCUUGGAAAAUGAAUGAAAAAAAUCAAGAAAAAUUAUUCAUUUCGCAAUGAUCUUGUAUUCUAUCACCAUGAAGCCAUUUCUAGCGACUAACUUAUUGUGUUGGGGUUAUAACCCCUUGCUGCCUACAACCAGCCCUGCGCCCUUGCGCCCUUGCUCUUGUGCCCCUGUGCCCCUGCACCGCGAGCCAGCCCUGCACUCUGCGCCUCUCCUUUCGCCCGCACCCGAGCCCAGAUCCCUCUCCGCUGUGCCCCACUGCCAGCCAUCAUUCCCCUGCCAUGCCUACGCCCAACCUUACUCUGCCCUACCCCCUGCCAGCCUGCACCUGCCCUGCACCGAGCCUAGGCCUUGCUCCUACACCUGCCCUACAUCGAGCCUGGCCCCAAUCCCGCGCCUUCUGCACCAGAUCCCCUGCCCUUUCUGCACCCGAAUCGCCUGCAUUCUGCACCAGCCAUCACCGGCAAUCAUGCCUUGCACGCCCGAGCCAUCAUACCCCCCUACGCCCCUCUGCUACACCAAAUCACCUGCCCUUCCUGUCGGCCUUGCUUCCUGCACCAGCCUUGCUCUACGCCCCAAUCCCAUGGCCCUACCUUCUGCACACUACAAAAAACAUCAAUACCAGACAAAUUGGGAAAACACUCCGACGCUCAAGUCAGUAAUCCUCAAUAUUCUAGAGAGAGAUGCUCUCAAGGACCCCUUGGCGCUGACAUACAUCUGCACGUGUGAGCAUCCCAUUGGCCCACGUGAUGCUGGUCACGUGGGUAUGCUUGUACUGAUGCUCCUUCAGCUUGGACUAAUGGGCGGUAACCUAGGCCCGUUAUGCACAGCCCUGUUUGGGCCGACCUCGACGAUGGCCGAGCUAAAAGGUGAAACGAAAAGAGGCGAGCUCGCGAGCCUGAAAGCGACAGAGCAUCGAAUCACACGCCAUAACUUCGCAUCCUUUUCAGGUAGAAUGGUUUCGUUGAGAGAACUUACAGAACAACGAGGUAACCAAGGCAGAGAUGGAGAAGAGGAAGGGGUUUUAUCAGUGGAGCCUAUCACGAUGAUAGUGCCGCCUGAGUUGCAGGACUUGCUGGAAACAAUGGCGCUUGAGAGAAGCGCCAGUUCGAGUGCUAGGGACGACAGUGGCGACCACCCUGCUGCAUCAUUUAGCAGCUCGUCCUCAGAAGAGACACCUAGCCGCGAGGAAGGGAUGGGGGAUGUGGUUAGCCAUGUCUCAGAUCGGCCCAUGAUUGGAGAGUGGGAGAGCAAGACAAUCACGGCCAGGUUGGGCAACCUGCGAAAGGCGCCCAAGGACCUGCCUGCUGGAUUUAGGUUCCGGGCUGCCUUACAUCAUGAAGUGGCAGACUGUGCGCCCUUUAUAAGUGGAUAUAGGAAAUUGGAGGAGAUGGUGAGGGCGCACCACAUCCUCAGGACAAUCCUGCUCCGGACUGGCGCCAAGAGCGAGAGGGCGUUCACGAUAUCGCAGACGGGCUGGAUACCCGUGUACGUGGAUCACUUUGAGGCCGGGCUGCGAUUUCCCCUGCCCGGAUUGGUGUUUGAUCUGUUGGUGGAUUAUGAGUUGGCGCUGACGCAGCUGACGCCCAACAGCAUAAGGUUCAUUAUUGGCUUUAUGCUGUUGUGUGCGCGAUUAAAGGUACCAGCCAAGGCGAUCGUGUUCAGGUCGCUGUUUCAAUGCCGGCUGUGUCCCAACUCCAGAGGCGCGAAGUGGUACUACCUCUCCGGGAGAGAGAAGAGCCAGUUGUUCAAGAAUAUCCGGAACAAGGUGGCGAGGUGGAAGAGGCAAUUCAUAUUUGUUCACGACACGCGAACAGAGAGAAUAAGUAACGACCUCGCUGCCCGGCUAUCUAAGUGGUGUGUGCCCAAUGCACACGUCAACUACCCUCAAUUACUGCCACGGGACACAGACCUCAAAAAUCAAAAAUCAGCUGCUGGACUAUGCGAGGAGGGAGAAUCUGAUAGAUCUAGAUGCCCUGGUUACCUCGGAGCAGCUCGUUGUGUUCGGCAUUCUCGAACGCCAACGCCAAUGAGCACAGAGCUCACGAGGCCGCAGAGCGGGCAGCACCUCGCAGAGACAGACGCGGAGAUGGAGAACGAAGAAGAUGAGGUCCCUCUUGCUCGGUGCAGAACAAGUGGGGGGACUCAGCCCGCGCAGGCGGUCCGUCCUGCAACCGUUCGUUCACCCAACGCGCCGUCAUCGACUGCGCGAGCGAUAGUAGAGCCCGCCUCUGCAUCGGCUUCGGUGUCGGGCCCCAGGAUCACUUAUCCUGAGGGCUUCAGCUAUUAUGGCGGCCAGGUCGCCAUGAUCAAAUUGAUGGAUGCAUUCAGCUACACUGUAGCUCUGUACGAGAACGAGCAGAGAGCUCGUACACAGAACAGCGAGCUCGGUUCUAGAUCUGCGGCUGCAGAGAGCCGGGCGGACAAGCUUGCCAACAGAAACAAUGAGCUCAGGGAGGAGUUGAAGCGGGCUCGAGCUGAAAAGGAGAGCGGAAUCCAGGCGGCAAAGGACGAGACCGCCAAGGUCGAGGAACGGGCUAAGAAGGCCGAGGCCGAUAGGGACCGCGUUCAGCACGAGCUGGGUUCCCUUAGGCACCAAGUCGCCGAGGCUGACAGAAACCUCACUGCUGCGGAAAAGGCGCUGAACGACCUGAAGGCAUCCCAUGCGCGCUCUGUCAGUAUUGCCCGGGCUCAAAGGGCAGAGUGGCUGGUGGGCUCGGCUACGUUCCAAGACGUAGUGGCGGUGGCGUCUGCUAACAUGACCAUGGAGAUCUACAAUGAGAUCCGUGGUAAGGUGCUGCACCACCGCCCGGACUUCCCUAUACGCGAGCUAGCGUUCUUCAACGGAGAGGAUAUUGAUGAGCAGGGUAAGAGCCUUGCUCCCCUCGCUGAUACUACAGUGCGGCUGAGGUGGGACCUCAAUGAAGAGGGAGUACCUGUCUGGCCUCCCUCAAUUUUGGAAGAGGGGGAGGACCCAAUGGGUAUGCCCUCGUUUGAUGGAUGGGUGGAGGGGGUUCCUGUUGCUGAGCAGGAGCCGUUGAGUACUCCUCCUAACUCUCAGCCCUCCAUGGCGCCACCUGUCGAAGCACCAGCUCCCGAGCUUGCUACUCGCUCGACUCCAGCUCGCUCCUCUCCUCCAGCUCGCUCUUCUCCUCCGGCGGCUGAUGCGUCCAUGCCUGUCGACCUGACGGACGAUUAGGCUUAGAGAUUUUGUUGUUUCUUUUGUAUUUCUUUUGGCCUUCUGUAUUUUUUGUAUUUGAUCAAAGGAUCUAUUCUAGAUACAUCUUAAAUGUAAAAAGCUUUGAUGAAAUGCAAAUAUGAACUUCCUUUUGAAAUUUUUGUAUUGUCAUUUACACAGUUUCUGUACGUUGUCAUUUACAAUUGCUGGAUAACAAUCUGAAUAAAAUGGCAGAACACAU
Rubroshorea leprosula is the source of this 3511-nucleotide messenger RNA. The record is from the annotation of a GenBank genome assembly. NCBI's taxonomy places the organism in Eukaryota, Viridiplantae, Streptophyta, Magnoliopsida, Malvales, Dipterocarpaceae.